AUGGGUACCUACAGUCCCCCAGAAAAAGUAGCGGCUCUCACAGCCGACUGGUGCGGUCGAGGCUCGCAUGUUGACUUUCAAACGGAUGACACCGUGCCCUUAUCGCAAGGGAAGUUUCUUGGACACGGCGUCAAUGGUGGCGUAUACCAGACUACGUGCCGCGGGGUUGCUCUUGCGUGGAAGAGGAGGUACUGUCGCGGAGCAAUCGGCUCACGGGAGCGGAACGAGAUCGAAGUCCUAAAAAGACUAAACCACCAUCACAUCAUUCACUUAGUCGGCACGUAUACGCAUGGCCCAUUCCUUGGAUUGCUGCUUUGGCCCGUAGCUGUGUGCGAUCUCGCAACCUUUUUCGAAGACUACGAAUAUAUUUGGCGUCACUCUCUGACCCUAGCAGAUCCCGAGGAAGCCGUUAAGGCUGAGGCGGUUAUAGACCGUUUCCAUCAACUCGGUCCUAAAGAGAGUGACAAUAAAGGCCUUGUGAGACUACUUUGGUACAGGGACCGCCUUUACGAAAGCUUCGGCUGCCUGGCACAGGCUGUAGCGUACCUCCACCAGCAGCGUGUUCGACAUAAGGACCUUAAACCAUCAAACGUUCUGCUAUACCGCGAAGGAUUGCGGGUGACCGACUUUGGUACCUCAACCGACUUCUCAGCAUUGACAAUGAGUCUCACAGACAAUGGAGAACGCGGGACGCCGAAGUACUUUGCUCCCGAAGUCGCGGCGUAUAAGCCAAAUGGUCGAGCGGCCGACAUCUUCUCUCUGGGGUGCAUUUUCUUCGAAAUGCUUAGCUUGUUGUUUGGAACAGAGCCCAUGGAGGCAUUUAAGGCCCUUCGUCCAGAAGCUGAUCACUCCUUUCAAGCCAACAUCCACUUGAGACAUCAGUGGUACGCUUUAUUGCGCAUAGAUAACGCGCGUUUCAAGCAUCUGUUGGCUGAAAUAGAGCUGAUGCUCGCUGUCGAGCCGAGUCUGAGACCAAAUGCAGCGGAAUUAGUUGAACAUUUGACACUCAUCGAUGGUUUUCGAAAGGACACGGACACGGAUUCCAGCCGUCUCUUCGGUGCCUGCUGCCCUCCAGCAUUCACCUCAGUGAGGUCCGCAGCAACGGCAGUUGAUGACUUGAAGAUGGAUCUUGAUCGCGCGACUGAAGAGCUCGACCAAGCGCGACAGAAUGCCAAGCUCGCGGAAAGCGAUGCAGCCCUUCUGAGGGCGCAAAAGGCGAAGCUUGAACAAUGGGUACGAAUAGUUCUAGCUGCCAACCCGGGGGGAGAUCUCGCUGGAAGAACUGCACACGCCGAAGUCAAGCCAAUGCAAGCGACGAGCAAGAGUCCAGGUACCAAACCCACGAAUGUAGAAAAGGCAGAGGAAGGACAUGCGCGGGCCCGAAGGGAGGCUGAAACAGAAGCAGAGGAGCAGUUGGGGAUUCUACCUCCGCCAGCCUUUGAACCUCCGCCAGCCGUAGACAUUGCCUCAGCAAUAGCCAGUGACAGAUCGUCUUCGCAGCCGCCUCCCAGACGUCGGCUUUACAACAAUCCAGUGGAGUACUCACAGCGGACGAAGGCAAAGCCUGGCGUGCCACCACCACCAGCCCGUAUACCAAUAUCUCCUACCCCCGGUGCUUCCAUUCCAGCCAGCAAUAUGAUCCCCGUGCCGCCACUGACCAGGGACACGUCCAACGCGACAACGAGGCCAGUCCCAAGGCCGCCGGGGCGCUGGGACCCGCCUCGUCCUCGCUCAAAGUGGCCAACCUCCUUGCCCGACCUGGUCACGCAAUGA
Molecule: messenger RNA, 1773 nt
Organism: Coniosporium apollinis CBS 100218
Lineage: Eukaryota; Fungi; Ascomycota; Dothideomycetes
Product: serine/threonine protein kinase
Exons: 1
Coding region: 1-1773 (590 amino acids)
Biological process (GO): protein phosphorylation
Molecular function (GO): protein kinase activity; ATP binding
Source: RefSeq, a predicted model, not a curated record